This is a messenger RNA of Bicyclus anynana (squinting bush brown), 11519 nucleotides long. RefSeq names its product cyclin-dependent kinase 14 (gene Eip63E). The record is from RefSeq and is a predicted model, not a curated record. NCBI's taxonomy places the organism in Eukaryota, Metazoa, Arthropoda, Insecta, Lepidoptera, Nymphalidae. Gene Ontology annotation, biological process: protein phosphorylation. Gene Ontology annotation, molecular function: heme binding; cyclin-dependent protein serine/threonine kinase activity; ATP binding. The coding region runs from base 355 to 1851 and encodes 498 amino acids. Gene Ontology annotation, cellular component: cytoplasm; cytosol; nucleus. The transcript has 12 exons.
ACUGAACGAGGCAGUAGGCCCCUGCGCUUCAGUGCGAGAGGACGGCGCGCGCGCAUUUCGAUUUUUAAAAAAAUCUAGGUCGCGCUCAUGUGAUAGUUCACAUUUCUCCUGUUUAUGAGAAAAAGUGUUCAGUGACCGCACAGUUUUCAUUCGUAAAGGGGUUCUCACAUACAAUCUACAAUUCUCCUUAUACGCAUGUGUGAUUAUAGAGAUCUCGAGUGCCAAAAAGUGGCGGAUUUAUCUAUAUGGGCUAUGUGAUAUACAAGUGUGUUACCGUAUUCGAGAGGCUUUUGUAAUCGUCCAAACGGAUACAGUCCGCAGACGUUUCUGAGAAGUGUUGAAUUGAUUUUGUGAAUGAGUCAGCUAACAGGCGUCGGGAUUGUUAGCUUCGUCAACGUGCUGCCCACGAUCUCAGAAGGCGUGACAAUGAGGGAAAAAAGGGGAGGCGCUAUGAGCAAAAUGCAAAAGCUCAGAAAGCGCCUGUCCCUUAGCUUCGGUAGAUUAUCAACAAAAGACGAGUCGGAAGCGGACGGCGAGUGCCGCGGCAGACAGAACGGCGGCGGCGGCGCGCGCGGCAAGCUGCCGUACAACGGGUACUCGGAGGAGUGCCUCGACCGGCUGGAGCCCAACGGAAACAUACCCAACGACAAGGACUCCCAUUAUGAAUGGAGUGGGGGAGGCGGCAACGGCGAAUACCGUGUGCGGAGACAGUUGUCAGUGUCCUCAGACUCAAAGCUCCUAGACGAGGGCGCGAGGGAAGACGCCAGGGUCAUCAUGAGGCCAAAGCGGCCGCCCAGGCCCAAGUCCGAGGCAUUUCUAGGCCCACACGACCACUCUAGCAGACGAACGAAACGAUUUAGUGCCUUUGGGGGAGACUCACCGUUCGGGAAGUCGGAGGCGUACAUUAAACUGGAGCAGUUGGGAGAGGGCUCCUACGCUACUGUGUAUAAAGGUUAUAGCAAUUUAACGCAACAAGUGGUGGCUUUAAAAGAGAUCAGACUGCAAGAAGAGGAGGGCGCACCUUUCACCGCGAUACGGGAGGCGUCGCUGCUCAAAGAGCUCAAACACGCGAACAUAGUCACGCUGCACGACAUAGUGCACACAAGGGAGACCCUAACAUUUGUGUUCGAAUAUGUGGACACGGACCUAUCACAAUACAUGGAGAGGCACCCCGGGGGGCUGAACCGACACAACGUAAGACUGUACAUGUUUCAACUUCUCCGAGGACUCGCCUACUGCCAUCGGAGAAGAGUUUUACACAGGGACGUAAAACCACAGAAUUUAUUAAUAAGCACGCACGGUGAACUGAAACUAGCGGACUUCGGGCUCGCGCGAGCGAAGUCUGUUCCUAGCCACACGUACUCGCACGAGGUCGUCACACUAUGGUACAGGCCGCCAGAUGUCCUCCUGGGCAGCACAGAGUACUCCACGUCGCUGGACAUGUGGGGCGUGGGCUGCAUAUUCGUGGAGAUGCUCUGCGGCGUGCCUACCUUCCCCGGUGUACGGGACACCAAUGACCAGCUAGAUAAGAUAUUUAAGGUGGUGGGCACGCCGACGGAGGAGAGCUGGAUCGGCGUGUCGCGGCUGCCGGGGCUGCGCGCGCACGUGGCGCGCUGGGGGGCGUGCCCCGCGCGCCCGCUGGCCGCCGCCUUCCCGCGCCUGCGCGACGCGGGCCGGGACGCGCAGCGCCUGGCCGCCUCGCUGCUGCAGCCCGACCCCUCGCGCCGCCUGGCCGCGCCGCGCGCGCUCGCGCACGAGUACUUCGCCUCGCUGCCGGCGCGCCUCCACCACCUGCCCGACGAGGUGUCGAUCUUCACGGUGGAGGGCGUGUGCCUGCACCCCGAAGACUAAGGCGGCCGCGGUUAUGUUCAUUUGUUCCUCCCGCUGCGGUGCGUUCGUUAGUUAGUACCUUUCAAUUCCUAUAGUCGUAACUACGGUCGGAACGGGUCAGUUUCGACGGACCAAACCCCCUUAGCUAAACUACACGGGCAUCGCCUAUGACGGCCUGACGGUUCUGGCAUAAUUCUGACCAGUGGCGGAUUUACCAGUAGGCUGAGAUGGCUGGGGCCUAGGGCGGCAAAUUUGGCGCAAAAUAUUUUGACUUACAGAAAUAAAGAAAAUCAUCUCUAACUAAUAUUCUAGCACUGUACGUCUACGAAGUGUACAUAUAGUAAACUACUAAAAUUUGCGUGACACUUUAUCAUCUGUACUGAACUGUUCUAACCUGAAUACUCUCGUCUGUCGUCUAUAAAUGGGAGUUGGGUGGCGUAUUUCAGAGGUCAGUAGGAGGGAAAAAUUUAACAGCUUCUGGCGGCAAGUUUGUAAAUCCGCCACUGCUUGUGACACGAAACGCGCGUUGCGACUAAUUCAUUCUGAAAUUUAAUUUCGUUGAAAUAUAACUGUUUUUAGUUCAUCACGGAGAGUACUGAGAGACAUGGUUAACAAUCGUAACAUGUUUGACAAAUGUGCUUGUCUAACUUGACUUGGUCAAUCACAAACGCUUCACACAAAGGCACGUUUGAUUUGCUAAAAGCUUGAUCGUUAACGGGUUCCUUAAGAUUUGAAUUGUCGCAACGACACGUGAUGUUGCUACGACGGGUUAUGAGUAUACUUAGGUGAUAACUAAUCACUUCUUCGGCGUGGCUCCUUCUAAUUUGGACUUUGAGGUUAGAUAUAUGAAUCCACGUGUGUUAGUGAUAUUGUAAUACUUAUAAGUCAAUCUAUGGCGGAAAGACCGUUUGGAUUUAGAUGGUGAAAUGAUGGAUUAAGGUUCGUUUCGUAAAGGAAUGCUUCUUCAGUUUCAAACAUUGCUAUCUAUACAAUUGUUUUCUGUCGAACGAUUGUCUAUUACCAAUACAUCUAAAGCCAAACAAAACUGAGUUGUCUGCUGCCUUCACAAACGUUUUCAAUAAUCUGUCUACCUGUAUCAUUAUGUUGGCAACUCCUCAAUGUUGCCAGCACUCGAGUGUCGUUAACAUCUCAGUGUUGCCAACAUGUCCACGCUUCGAAGUCCACAUUAGAACUGCGUCGAAGUAGUGCGGGCCUUCAACUUCUCUCCAUCCGUCGAUCGCUUCGACUCUACGUUAGCGCUUGUUAAGCUUCUAAUAUUAUCCAUCCAUAUAAUUCAAUUAUUCUAUGGUGACAAGGUAUACUGAUUAGGUAUCGUUGUGUACCGUUAAUUUGUAUAAAUAUAUAUAUAUAUAUAUUAAACAGAGCAGUGUGCCAUGUAUGUCUACGAAUAUAACUGAGAGUAUGAGUUAUUUUAAAUGGAGAUUUUUACGCUGGAUAUAUGCUCAUAAUUUUGGUAAAAAUUUUGAAGAUGUUUAUUUAUAUUUACUAUGGGAUAUUGUGAGCUAUGAUGCGGUCUUAUGACGUACCCUCUUUUUAGUCGACGCCGAGCUUUAUUGUUUAUGUUGGGGUUUUCAUUAGGAGUGUCCUAUUUUGGUGUCUGAACAAAGGAAGCUUGCCCAUUCGAAGGUCGUAAAACGUCCUUUGUAAAAAAUUCCAUUUGAUAUUAUUUCCAGUUUCUUUCAAAAAUUUAAAUAAGUACUUACUACUAUAAUUUGCAACCUUUUAAUAUACCCAAAGUGUAUUAUUUCUUAAUUGAGUAAAAUAUGUCACUUUUAAUCACUUUUCAGCGUUCACUACACACGCAAUGUGCUACAGUCACAAAUGUAAAUCAUUUAUACAUACCAACGUUGUUGUAUUCUUCGGUAAUUACUCGUAAAAUGUAAUUUGUGCGUUCAAAAGUCACCGAAAAUGGGACACUUUUACUGAACACUUGUCGAACAAAAAAUACAUCACAUUAAAUUUGCACGCUGUUGGAGCUUUAAUAUAAUUAAUUUUGCUUUCGUUUAAGCUGGUCGCAUAUUACUACACCACACGAGUUGAGCGAAACAUUUUGUAUUAUAAAACGAGAGCUGUGAUCGCCAGACUUUCUGAAGCUGAAUGUUUGUCAGAACGUUCCUAGCAGAAGUUAGUACGGAAGGAAAAUAUGUAGUUUGGACUAUAUGAUUCUUUGGCAGGUUUUAAAGGUCUAGAAACUAAACUAGCUAAACUAACCCUAAACUACCGUAAGUACUAAGCGUAUUUUGUUAUAUUUUUCUCGGUAUAAUGAAUAAUCAUGUCACGAAUUAACACUCACUUAACUUCGUGGCAGUGCUUCGAAAAAGCCUAUUAAAGGUCAAACUUUUGGCAAGAGCUUAGUGUUUGAGAAAAAUAUAAAAAAUGCAUUUUUUUUAAUACUGGCACAAUUGCGGGUCCAAAAUCCUUGCUGAAACCUCCCAAAACCACGGAUCACACUUCAUUAAUGCCGUACUGUACUUCUCUAUGGUAGGAGCCUGCCCUGACUAACUUUCAGCUUUUAUAAUAUGACGAUGAAAUUCUAUAUCAAAUCAAGCUCUGAUGUAAUGUGCGAUCAACAUUAUUAUGCACAUUGGUACGGUGCUAACAGUAACUUUAUGGUGGAUUAUAUUUGUAAAGAUAGAGACAUACUUAGUUAAUCGUCUAACGAAAUAGAGCAGUUUGACCUAAUUGAGAACGUCCGAAUUGGAGUGAUCAAAUCGCGCUAUCGCUCAAUAAUCUGAUUGGUCUAUAAUUCCUGCUGUUUCAGCUUAAUUCAAACCGUAUUCGUUAAUAUUUUGCUGAAUUAGAAUGUGAAUAUGCCUCAAUAACUCCUUUAUUAAGAGGAGUCAAUUUCUAAAUUGUAUGAUCUCAUUCUUAACACCUAUUUUAAAAAGUUGACAUGGCGUGAUUUAAUGUCUCUAUCUUUACUUCUUGCACGCGUUUUUAACUUUAUUUUCAUAGCAAACGAAGGACCGUUUACAAUUUACAUCAAACAACACAAAUUCAACAGGGACUUCAACAGAAUAUUAAUUUAAAACAACAAGAUCUCAAGUUUAUUAAGUGUGGGACCGUCCUUUUGUAAAGUAAUAACGUGAUAGGUUCGAUUAUAGAAAAUAUACUUAAUAAAUAAAUAAAUAUUAAUUAAAUCUGUACCAUGAAUGUAGAUGGGUAAGCUAGGUUUACUAGCUGAUUUAGUGAAUUUACCAGUUUAGCGAAAUUUUUAGGAUCUGGGGAUAUUGGAUAAUUGAAACGAUAGGUUUCAGAGCGAGAGAACGGUUGAGCAAUAGUUUAGCAGAAUUUAUUACAAGCACUUGACCGUUACCUUGUUAGGGCAUAAAGGGGAAAGUCCACUUCGAAUUAAGCUAAGUCCGAAACUUACUAAGACAGAGUACGAGUUCAAAAUGUCUUAUGGUACUGUAAAACAAAACAUACAAGAGAGCAAUCCACACAGGCAUAUCCCAAUGUUUAAAGGAACAGUUUUGAAGAAAGAUUUUGCUUAAGCCACCCUUACUGGAGAAACAUGAUGGCUAAAAGCUUCAAAUAAAAGGACUGGCCCUGCAGCGGCCUAUUAAAAUAGUAUAAUGACGAAUGAAUGAAAAUGGAUAGAACAUAUUUCAAAGUUUUCUCAAAUAUCAUUUGUAGGAUUGUGCAUGCAGCGGUAAGAAUAGCACCGUCAUUUUGACAGCUAUAUUUUCUUUAUAUAUCUAAAUGUUAGCACAAUCCUCACUUUUAAGUAACGAAUUAUUUGAACAUUUAGCCACCGAAUGAUGUAGUUGAUUUUUUCAUGUAGAUAUAUGUAUGUUUUUAUUCCCAGAUUUUGUUAUCUUUCGUUGCUUAACUUCAGAAGUGUUCAAGUCAAGAGAACUAUUCGUAAUUCCGGAUAAGCUCUAUCAAGGCUAGUAGGCUUAGUUUCGUUUGUAAUGGACAUUUCCCACAGAGCCUCAAGCUUACAUUAGUGUAAAGAAAUGAAACAGGAAAUCCGGCUCUGUUUAGUGGUCCCUCACGUCGUUAGGGUUAGGGGUGCAAUUAAAUUAGACGCCGGCACAUUGGCAACUUGAGAACGUUUAACACAAUAAUGAAUAGUUUAAGGUUAAUUCGUGAAAUGAAUAGAUAUUAAGCUAGCAAACGAACACCAAUUUGUGCCAAUAAAUAUUAGGUAUUCUGUGUCCGAAGUGUAGUCACUGCUCUGGCAAUAUUGUAAGUCUGUCAGCUUAGUGGUGUAUUCAAACAUAUCAACAAUUGAGGUCCUUCAGUGUUGUCAGGGGUGACGAAAAAAAGUCCCUCGAAGAAAAAAUUCAAUAGUACUUGAUUGUAAAUCUACAUGAGUCUGUAUAUACAAUCCUGACUUCUCUAACUUCAAAGAAUAGUCAAACAAAGAUCUCGCUUUACCCCAUCUCCUCCUAAAAUUAUUAUUUUUAGGGCUAUGUCACAAAAAUAUUACUGUCCAUAUAUUUUGGGGGUGAUAUUUCAAACAGACAGUUUUGUCUUAAUAUUGUCACAAACAUAACAGUGUACUUUGCUUUUAAUCGCUCAAAAUCGUUACCCACAUCGGAAUUGAAACUUCAAAAGUUAUGUAGGUACCUCACAUCUCUUUGAAAUUACGAAAGCAUUCCACAAUUGCCAUUAAAGUUGCUAUGCAAAAUUGUGUCCACCGAAAGCUAACAAGCCGAAUCGCAAUGCAGCUGUACGAAACAAAGACGAGCUAAUAUUUGUGUUGCCUAACCUUUUUGUGCUUGUGUUCUAGUAUUUUAUUAAGCUCGAACACAAAAAGUACUGCAUUGGCAGUGCGACGAUAUUACGUACGGCAAACUUAUAUCCUGCGCAUAUGUUCUAAAGUAUUGCCGUGCCAGAUUGAGUUUACACUCUCAAUAGAACUUAUUAAAUAUUUUUGGAAGACAAUAUCACAUCCAAAGUUUAUAUUCACAGAGAAUUGAAGAUGGUCGCAGUCCAACUAAGAGUUCUUGAAAUAUUUAAUAUAAGUUUCUGAAGGACAUUUCGCAAAGACAAUGCGACGACUCGACGAGAUUUUCUCAUUUCAUUCGCAGGGAAUAUAAAAUGAACGAAGCAAUAAAACGGUGAUUUGAAAGCGUUUUGAUGGGUUUACAAUGUUGCUUCGCUUAGUGAAUAGGAUAAAAACUUCAUUGUUAUACAAGUGGUUGGAAUUACUAUAUGAAACUCGACUGAGUUGAGAGCAAAAUUUAUUCAGUAGGAAAAGCUUCCAUUUUACUAGAGUAGUCUGUCGACGCAAUUCUAACGUUUGGUUUUUACCCUGACUGGGCAUCAGGGCCUAGACAAUGUUACGUCGGGGCACGGAGGAAUAACUUCUUUAAAUUGUAUGAAUUUCAUUGCAUCCGGGACUUUAUUAUUUCCAAGCACAUUGUGAUAUACGCAGAUUACUUUAGUAUCAUAAUUUUUCACGCUUCUGAAUCACUUUAUGCUUACACUAACUAAUAACACCAUGGUAUCCAAGAAAUUAGAUAUUUUGAAUGCGAUAUGUUUGAAUAGACCCAUAGUGACAAGAUUUUGAAUUUUUAUUUUCAGUAAUAUUGCGAAGCUUUUGUUAUAUAAAUAGUUAAGGAAGGGUUUUGUUAAAAUUCAAAUACAUCUGGAGAGUAGGGUUGAUAACGAUGAUAUUCGUAUGCUUUCAAAAAGACUUCAAAGAAUAAUAAUGUAUUUUUCACCACUUUACUUAAAAAUACAUAGCUUUAACUUAUUUUCUAGUUUUGGCUUCGGCAUUACAAAUUAUUCAGUCACAUUUUAUUUACUUCUAGACACUAUAUUAAGACUUAUUAAAAAUAGUAGUUGAACACGAAUUCGUAUAAGAAAUGUCGAUCAUAGUUAGUUUGAUAAAGUGUACCUAAUAAACAUUCAACUAAAUAAAUACUUCUGAAACAAAGUUCACAGUAGUGAGCUGAGCCUUAUUCGUAUAAAUCGUAUGCUAUUCACUGCCAUAUUCACAGAAGGUACGACAAGUGAACAUCUAGCUAGGCGAAAAAAAAUUGAUUGCACACUGUCGCAAGUUUCAAAUAAAUGCCCUUGACCAUAGCAGCGUUUGCAAACUUGUGCUGCGACAGUCAUACAUUUUUUGUUACUGAAAAUACAUGCGGCAAUGUGCUAUCAUUCUUAUAGUGUUGAGUUGUCAGUGUGCGCGGACACUAGCAUAUAAUUAGUGUAGUGUAGUGAAUACAGAGCUUUAGGAAAGUUCAUAUUGAACGGGAAACGGCAUUCAACUCAUUCGAGCACGAAAUUUCAGACUUCCUCCACAUUUCCAAUAUCCUUUAAAAUAAUCACGAGCUUUCAUUCUGAGAACUUUCUAGGAAUAAGAAAAUGUGAUGAACUUUAUGUUAUCGUUUGGUCUUUAAAUAACUCAAAUCUAAUUUUGUUUUAUAUUUUUAUUAUAUUAAGGUAAACUGAAGUACGCUUUCCACAAUGUCGUUAAUAUUAAAGAGGUCCGUUUUUUUGGAGUUUUUCAUUACUUUUUUAUUACUUAUUAUUGUUUGUACAACAAACGAACUUUGUGGUAAAUAUUUUGCUCCAUCAUUUCACGGAUGAGUAUGUUUGCACUGAAGCGAUGGUGAAUAAAACAAUAAAACUUCGCAAUGACGUCAUAAUUUUACGUCAUCUUCCCAUAACAUCGGUAACUUACGACAUUUGUGAUUCCCUGUUAAUACUCUUUUUUCUAAACUGGGUGUAAUCUUUUCAAAAUUGGGCGCUUUAUCUUAGGCUGCAUAAUUCGGGGAAGUUACGUGAACGAAAUCGUAACUGUAAAUCGCUUGUCGAAUGCCGUUUCCCGUUCUCCCCGCUUAGUUAAACCUAAUUCGGCUCCGAACACCAAAUUAGCGAGUAAAUUGUAUAGAGAAACGCAAUACUUUCUGUGUAAAUGAUUUGUUGAGUUUUUUCUAUGUGUGUAAAUUAGCUAUGGAGAUCACCCGUUGAGUGAGGCACUGGCAUUUGUGAUGUAAGACCGAGUCUCUUUUGGAAGUUUUUAAAUUUCAUCACAUUUGUUGCGAGUUUUCGAAAAUAUGGAGGCGUCAAAUGAAUUAAAAGAAAAACAUUCGAUUGUGAUUUGUUUAAUUGAAAACUUUCAAUAAAGACUCUGAAGCCCUAGUGUAAAUGUUCAAGCUACCGGAAUUUAGGCUAAUUUGUCAAAUUAUGGAGCUUGCAAUAUAUUGUUUGGCGACACCAAUGUUGAAUAAUGUGCGCUAUACACGAACGCUUGGAAAACUUACACUAGGGGCCGUGUAAUAUAGGCUGUAUAUUGUUGAAAAUGGAGCAUUUAGCUGAAUGGUGAAAUAUGUUGCAAUGCAAUGAGGACUAAUUUGAUGCUAAUGGAGUGUGCAUUGUCAACUGCUAUUGGUUGAAAUUAACGGGCGUUUCGCUUAUUCAUUAACGACCAUCGUGAUUGCUAUUCCUGACGCGGUCCAAUUUGGAAAUUUAAACUUUUGAAUUGGGGUAACCACAGUUCUAAUGCUAGAUGCACACGAUUAAGUUCACAGUAGGGUCUGCAUCGCGCUUAUGGGAUGUUCGUAGUGAAAAAAUCGAUAUUUUGUUUUUUUUUUUAAUUUUAAAUUUGAUUAUUUUUUUGAUUUCACGGAUAUACUUGGCUUGAGUUAACUUAAGCGUGUGUGGCUGGCAUUAUAUUGAUAUUUAUGUUAUCGAUGUAUUAAAAUCACAUAUACGAUAUUAGUUAUCAUAAAAAAAAAGUUAAAUUGUGAAAGCAUCAAUUUAGUCCUCAUAUAUUUUUUACACUUGUUUCGGAUUGACGAACAUUAAUGUUUUCUGUUAAGUAGCCGGUUCCUAUAUUAUAUUAUAAUGAUAUAUUUAGUUAAGAUAUCUAAUAAAUAAUAAUAAUUAUUAUAGUCACACAUUAUUACGAACUGUUUUUACAAUUUUGUAAAAAAAUAAGUGAAGAAGACUAUUUUAUGAUGUCUUUGUUACGGGAACUGGGCAAAAUAAAUAUUUUUCUUUAAAUUAUGAUUUUUUUUUCUUUUUGUUAAACUUAAUAGAUGGAAACUGCAGUGUCCUUAAUCGAUUAUUUUACGCAUUUUUAUAUUAACAGACAUGCAAAAGCUAAGGUUUCAUAAUUUGUUAAAAUUUUCUUUUGCCUAAAUAGUUUUCAUCACAACACAUUACGUUAAUAAUAAUUGACUUUGGACACAGAGAUUCCAUCAAAUUAAAUCGGUCUUAUAAAUAUUUAUAUGAUGAUAUGAAAGAUGAUACAGUAAACGUACAUACAUAAUUUGAAAUUGAAAAAAAAAUACCAAUUAUUUUUUUAAUGUACUACUAUAUAAUAUUAUCAUUCUUUGAAUGAUAAUAUUAAUUUACUGUAUUUGAGAUUGCAGUCCCGGCAACCACAAAACUUGCAAAGACCUGCAAAGCGCGAUCUAAAAUUGCUGUAUGCUAUUUUUAUGGGGAGAAACAAAAUGCUGAAUUACGUAGGACCUUUUUUUAAGGUUAUGCUACACAUCGUAGGGUGUUUUCUAACGGGCGUUUUUAAUAACCUACCCAAGCUUACGGAUAGAUAGCUUCGAUUAUCAGUAACAGUCAAACUAUCUGUCAGUAGGUUAUUGAAAAGCAGAUAAGAAUAGAAAGAUAGAUUUUCUUAACUUUAGUAAGCGAAAUGGUGGAUAGAUAGGUUAUUGAAAACGACUGUUAGUGAUUCUGCUAUUGGUAGCAUUUUGUUGAGUGCUCUAGUAGUAAUUCGGAAUAUCGUGUGUAUUUUUUUUUCUUUUUUAUCAACACGACCUCAUUAAUAGGUACUUGGAAUCGCAGACUUGGCACUCUAUAUGUAAAUAUUUUAUUCAUAAGACCGAACGGGCUCAAUAUAAUCAAUGAGAAACAAGUGUAAUCGUUAUAAAAUGGCGAUACUGUGUCGCGUUAAAUGUAUUUUGCAUUUGUUUAUUGAAGAACUGAUGUUACGAUUUGGUUGGUAGGUGAAAAUUGUGUAUAUAGUCUUAUUAGUUUACUUUGUUUAGUCUAUCCGAGUCUUUGUUUAGUCUCUCCGAGUCCUGUACAAGUUGCCAUUGCUGUUUUGUGUUAAUAUAUAUUUUUUUCUAUUUCUGUGACUUGGACGUUUUGAUGAAACGAUGAUUAAGUGUUCUUCAAUACAUUUUUUCACCCUACUUUUUAUUAUAAUAUUACAUCACAAUAUAACUAAAAAUCGCUAAUCAUUACUUGUUUUAUGAAGUUUAAAAUACAAAUAUGAAACGAAUUGCCAGCGAUUUAUGGUUUACGAUUUUUUUUAAAGCAUCGUUUUAUCGAAAUGUUAUGUGAAGCUGUCUUUAUAUUUAAGUUUUAUAAAUUAUAAAUUAACAAUACUGUUGUGUUGUUAUUGUGUUAAUUUUGUUUUAUACAAAAAAAAGUAUUAAAAUCCGAGUGUUUCAAAUAAGAAAUUUUUAGUCUUAAGUUCUUGGCAAUAAAGUUUAAAUAUAUUGACAGUUCACCAAGUUCGACGCAUUAAUGGGAAUUGUAUAUGAGAUUUAAUUUAAUUAUAAUCAUGUAGGAUAUUUACAAUUUUUAUUAUCUUGAUUUUCGAUGUAUUGAAGACUCGUCGGCCAAUAAGUUCAUUAUGAUUUUUUUUUUAUUAUUGUAAACAACGUGCUUCUAUUCAUUUGAAAGAAUGUAAAUACGAUAUUUGAACUGAUAAUAAUAAAAUUUUUAUUUCUUAAUGAAAA